AUGAUAUUGCACGUCUCUUGUUUGAUGUAUCAGGGAGAGUUGCUGGCGCUGACCCUAAUCCUCACCUCAAGGGAUCCUUACGUGAUAGGAAAACCUGUCACCGUCCCUCGGAAAAUAGUAGCCCACCCAUCUAUCCUCUCCUGCAAAAUUCAGCACGUAUCCCAUACCAUACAUUCCGCUCACCCACUUUUUACAAUCUCAUCUACAAAGACUCCUUAG
Messenger RNA from Nezara viridula (southern green stink bug), 219 nucleotides. The record is from the annotation of a GenBank genome assembly. NCBI's taxonomy places the organism in Eukaryota, Metazoa, Arthropoda, Insecta, Hemiptera, Pentatomidae.